AUGAAGAUUCUGGUUGGAGUAAAGCGAGUGAUCGACUAUGCUGUUAAGGUUCGAGUUAAGCCGGACAAAACUGGCGUCGUCACAGAAAAUGUCCAACAUAGCAUGAACCCGUUCGACGAAAUCGCCCUGGAGGAAGCUGUGAAAAUGAAGGAAAAGAAACUAGCAACUGAGGUGGUGGCCAUUUCACUAGGAGGUCCGAAGUCUCAGGAGAUUCUUCGGACAGCACUGGCCAAAGGAGCUGAUAAGGCCAUUCAUGUAGAGGUGCCGGACGCGGAGCUCCCAAAAGUUGAGCCUUUGCACGUGGCUAAGGUCUUCCAGAAGAUUGUUGAGAAACACAAGUUCGACGUGGUUUUCCUAGGAAAGCAGGCCAUUGAUGAUGAUGCAGCUCAAACUGGACCACUGUUGGCUGGCCUGUUAGAUUGGCCACAAGCGCUGUUUGCUAACAAGGUUGAGAAAGCAGAUGAUAGUCACCUGCAAGUGACCAGAGAAAUUGACGGAGGAUUGGACACAGUGAAAGUAAAAUUACCAGCAGUUUUAUCUGCCGAUUUACGUCUGAAUGAGCCUCGUUACGCUACAUUACCAAAUAUUAUGAAGGCAAAAAAGAAGCCAAUGGAAAAGCUUACAGCAAAAGAUCUUGGCGUUGAUCUUACGCCACAAACUAAAACACUAGAGGUGAACGACCCUCCAGUCCGUCAAGCGGGAGAAUUCGUCGAAGACGUGCAUACGCUGAUCGCAAAGCUCAAAGAGAAGGGUUUCGUAAAAGCAUAA
Molecule: messenger RNA, 768 nt
Organism: Haemonchus placei
Lineage: Eukaryota; Metazoa; Nematoda; Chromadorea; Rhabditida; Trichostrongylidae
Source: the annotation of a GenBank genome assembly